CACAAGAAACAGAGCGUGACAUUUGUGUGGUAGCAACAUUUUAGAAUCAAAAAUAUAUUUGAAGAUGGAAAGUGGAGGAAGAUUUAAUUCUCAUCAGCCUAUAUCUAACGACGCAAGAGCCCCCAGAUCUGUGAUCGAAGAGGCAGGUGGCGGCGAGAGGGGCGGUUCAAUGCGGAAGGCGGAGGAGUACAUGCCGAUCGCCAACAUAAUGAGAAUAAUGCGGCGGAUUCUGCCGUCGCAGGCGAAGGUUGCAGAUGACGCAAAGGAGACUAUCCAAGAAUGCGUGACGGAAUUCAUGAGCUACAUCACGAGCGAGGCCAACGCGAGGUGCCACAGCGAGUGCCGCAAGACGAUCACAGCGGAGGACGUGGUGGGCGCUAUGGGAGCCUUGGGCUUCCACGACUACGUCUACCCCCUCACCCUCUUCCUCCACAACUAUCGCGCUCAAGACCCCCACCGCCGCCCCAUGCUGCCCCCUCCACCACGCCACACCCAAACUGCCUCUUCUCCACUCGAUUUUGGGCUCUUCAAAUAGAACAAAUAUUCUCCUUUUUGCCGCAUGCAUGCACUUUUUAUUAUUUUAAUUAACUACAAACUUUCACAUUAUUAUUCGGAUCAUACAUGCGUAUCAAUUUUA
Messenger RNA from Salvia miltiorrhiza (redroot sage), 637 nucleotides. RefSeq names its product nuclear transcription factor Y subunit B-6-like. The record is from RefSeq and is a predicted model, not a curated record. Bases 65 to 535 code for a protein of 156 amino acids. The transcript has 2 exons. Gene Ontology annotation, biological process: regulation of transcription by RNA polymerase II. Gene Ontology annotation, molecular function: RNA polymerase II cis-regulatory region sequence-specific DNA binding; DNA-binding transcription activator activity, RNA polymerase II-specific; protein heterodimerization activity. NCBI's taxonomy places the organism in Eukaryota, Viridiplantae, Streptophyta, Magnoliopsida, Lamiales, Lamiaceae. Gene Ontology annotation, cellular component: CCAAT-binding factor complex.